Molecule: messenger RNA, 2602 nt
Organism: Cercocebus atys (sooty mangabey)
Lineage: Eukaryota; Metazoa; Chordata; Mammalia; Primates; Cercopithecidae
Gene: TMEM213
Product: transmembrane protein 213
Exons: 3
Coding region: 146-469 (107 amino acids)
Source: RefSeq, a predicted model, not a curated record
UCCCCCAAACACCCAGCGCAAGUUCACGUCUGGCAGAGUUGCUUUCCAGCUCCUGCAGGCUGGAGUCGGCUCACCUGCAGUAGGCACUCAGCACAACUCUGCGAGACCGGCUCACCUGCACCCGGCACUCAGCACAGCUUCCAGCAUGCAGAGCCUCCCCACUGCCACCCGGGCCACCUUGAUCCUCGGCCUGGCCUUUGCCUCCCUCCACUCGGCUUGCUCGGCAGAAGCAAGCAGCAGCAACAGCUCAACCUUGACCACUCACCACCCAGACCCUGGGACCCUGGAGCUGUGCCUCAACGUGGACUUCUGCCCACAAGCAGCCCGGUGCUGCCGCGCAGGAGUGGACGAGUACGGCUGGAUCGCGGCGGCUGUUGGCUGGAGCCUCUGGUUCCUCACCCUCAUCCUGCUCUGUGUGGACAAACUGAUGAAGCUGACUCCAGAUGAGCUCAAGGACUUGCAAGCAUGAGACCCAGGCUCGGUGCACAAAGCAGUGAUCGCCACCAAUUUGUGGCUAAUGGGGAAGGGGAGUAGGGCUAACAUGGUUUCUAUUAUUUAAGUCGUUUUCACUUUUAAGCUUCAGUUGCUUUUACAAGGGAAAGAAGAAACAGCGGGAGAACCAAGUGAGGCAAGCCACUGCUGCCCUUGCAUGCUGCUCCCAAGGGUGCCUGGGCCUUCUGAGCCCAGGUGACUCCUCUCUCAAGAUAGUCCUUCUGGAAUUUGUCCUGUUUUAACCUUUCUUCUAGGCACCAAGGGAGGUGCACAAGAAACUAUAAGACUUAGUCUCAUCGUCAACAUGUUCAGAAACAAAUGCAUAACCUUCUCACCAAAACCAGGUCAUUGGCUUCUCUCCCUGCUUGAGUCCCGGGCUUAACUGUCAUUUCAGAAUGUGAGAAUCAGUCAGGUACGGUGGCUCAUGCCUGUAAUCCUAGCAUUUUGGGAGGCAGAGGUGGGCAGAUCACUCAAGGUCAGGAGUUCCAGAUCAGCCUGGUCAACAUGAUGAAACCCUGUCUCUACUAAAAGUACACAAAUUAGCCAGGUGUGGGGGUGCACACCUGUAAUCCCAGCUACUUGGGAGGCUGAGGCAGGAGAAUCUCUUGAACCUGGGAGGCAGAGGUUGCAGUGAACCAAGAUCAUGCCACUGCACUCCAGCCUGGGGGACAGAGCAAGACUCUGUAUCAAAAAAAAAUGUGAGGAUCGGUCGGGCGUGGUGGCUCAUGCCUGUAAUCCCAGCACUUUGAGAGACUGAGACAGGAGGAUCACUUUAGCCCACAAAUUCAAGACCAGCCUAGGCAAGAUGGCGAGACCUUGUCUCUAUUAAAAUUUUUUUUAAGUUAAAAAUAAAAAUGUGAGAAUCCCCUUGACACUCCCACCAUCUUCACCCACCUCGGGUCCUUCUCCGGCUCUCCUUCUGGCUUCAUCCUGUCUUCUACGGCUCUCCUGUCCCACCCAUUCUCCCCACCGGUGCCCUAGGUCUGGCCUUCACUGCCUUCCCCUAGGGAUAUUGCAUUCUGUCCUCACUGCCUUGAGGAUCUUCCUCCCCAGCUCUUCACUUCCUAUGGGCAGCUGCCAGGGUAGGAGUUGUCACCUCCUGCUGGCAACAGUCAGUAGUUCCUAAGGACUAAAACUUCUCAGCCCAGCAUUCAGCUCUUUGUAGGAGUCCAUCUGUCCCCCAGCACAUGCAGGAGUAAGGACUCUGACUGGCCCACUCCUCAUCCUGGUGUCUUCAGCUUCCGGCUGCCAUUUUCUUGUCUGGGAUGGCUGCUUCCCAGCUCCACCUCCAGAAUCAAGGAUAUUCCUCCAAACCCAGUUUGAAUGCUUGAUCUGCCUGGAGCCUUCCUGGUCAUCCUCGGGUGACCUGGAGCUGGUGCUCUUAGCGCACUUCUGUUUCGCCCUGACGUGCAGCUGUUGUGAAUGGGCCCCUCCGUAGUUUAUCCUUCCUCACCCCACUGGGGCAUAGUACCCUAUGCAAGUUUGUCCAGCGAGUGCAUGGGUGAAUUAAUGAAUGAACGAACAAAUGAGUCUUUGCCCUAGAUGACUUAAGGUCCUCACUCGGCAUUAGGAGCCUCCACUUUUCUCCAGAUGGUUGAAAUAACCAGCCUCUGAAGGAGCCAGUGGUUUGGUCACUGCUCUCUCAAAUUACAGUCAUUGUCACUUAGCGCGGAGAGUGGACAUUGCACACUACUGUGAACCCUUGCAGAGGAGGGGAGGGCAGGUUUAUCAGAAGAAAGGACAAAAUGACUCCUUAUGAAGCAAUUUCUGCCCUCUGUGAGAAAACAUGUAUUUAGAUCAGACAAACUCUAGUCAAAAUACAAAAAAGAAAAACAAAAGACCUCUGAAAUAGGAACAAUCUCUCAAAGAGGCAAAUGACUCAAAACUGCUCAAUUGCUCUUUCAGAAAAUCUAAGUAAACUUCCCUGACAACAGAAACUGAAGAGGUUGCCUGGUUCAUCUUGUAGUCUUCCAAAACAGCAGAUAAUUUCUGAAUCUCAGAUGUUCAAUCAGUACAAUGGGAUGAAUUUCUUGUUCCUAAGUGUUAAAUGAUCACAUACAUAAAAGCAUCUGAGCCUGAGCAACAUAGUGAGUCCCUGUCUCUACAAAAA